AUGUGGGAUGUCGUCCACGUGAACGAGAAUUGGUUCAAUGUGGACAACGAUGGCCGCAAGGUGUACCUUGUCCGUAACGAGGUCGUGAAGAGACGUGCAUGCAAGUCAAAGCGUUUCAUACCCAAAGUCAUGUUCCUUGCCGAUGUUGAACGUCCGCGCGAUGACGUCGAUUUUGAUGGCAAGAUAGGCAUGUGGCCGUAUGUCUCCCAAGUCACAGCAUCCCGUACUUCACGCAAUCGACCUGCAGGCACGAUGGUCACGACCUCAUCAAGGUUCACGCUGCUACGUACCGCGACUUCGGUGACGUGCGAUGAAGACGUCACCGUUACGUGGUUCUUAAAAGUUGGCCUGCUCAAGGACGUGAUGCUCUGCCCAAAGUGCGACGGCGCCAUGACCAUGUCCGUCCCAACGAAGAGUUGGCGCUGCCGCAGGUCUUCUUGCGGCGAUGUCCAGCGAAGCAUCAAGGCGGACUCAUUAUUUGCCAAGUCAAAGUUGCCAACGACGAACGCGGCAUGCCUGAUGUUUGACUGGGCAUCUCGCAAAUGUUUGACUGGGCAUCUCGCAAGUCAGUGUCUGUGGUGA
Molecule: messenger RNA, 582 nt
Organism: Aphanomyces astaci
Lineage: Eukaryota; Oomycota; Saprolegniomycetes; Saprolegniales; Verrucalvaceae
Exons: 2
Coding region: 1-582 (193 amino acids)
Molecular function (GO): nucleic acid binding
Source: RefSeq, a predicted model, not a curated record